AUGAAGGCUGGAGCUUCAGUCUCUAUCCCCUGGAUUUACAGUCAACAAUACAGAAACCAUGUGAAAUAUUUAUGUGAGGGAAAUUAUUGGUCUUCCUGCUCGUAUACAGUUAAAACAAACUCACAAAGGGAUUCAAAUAAAUAUUCAAUCUCUGAUGAUAAAAGUCAAUCAAUCUUCACUGUGACCAUAAAACAGCUGACAUCUCAAAACACUUAUUACUGGUGUGCUGUGGAGAUUGAUGGCGGUGCCGAUCAUGGGUGUUAUUUUCACCUGUCUGUUACCACAGGAUCCAGAAUAAUAGAUGGAACCAGAGUAACCCUGAACAAGAGAGGUGAUAACAGAUUCACUGUGACUCUGAGUGAACUGAGUCCAGAGAGCAGUGGUUGGUAUUACUGUGCCAAAGGAGACUUUCAGAUGCCAGUACACCUAACUGUUACUGAAAAACCUAAAGGCCUUCAGCCUGGACCCCCUUCAUGUGCUGAGCUUACACUGGGAGAGAAGGAACGGGGAAUCCUGAGAACCAGCAGAAUCAACAAUGCAGGCAGACUAGGAGAUAAGGUGGAGACCAGAGGACUCUUGUAUCUGUGUGAACCAAACUUAUUUUCCAAUGACGAGCAGGAAUAA
Molecule: messenger RNA, 624 nt
Organism: Nematolebias whitei (Rio pearlfish)
Lineage: Eukaryota; Metazoa; Chordata; Actinopteri; Cyprinodontiformes; Rivulidae
Exons: 3
Coding region: 1-624 (207 amino acids)
Source: RefSeq, a predicted model, not a curated record